Messenger RNA from Bicyclus anynana (squinting bush brown), 6969 nucleotides. RefSeq lists its product as uncharacterized. NCBI's taxonomy places the organism in Eukaryota, Metazoa, Arthropoda, Insecta, Lepidoptera, Nymphalidae. Gene Ontology annotation, cellular component: extracellular region. The transcript has 7 exons. The record is from RefSeq and is a predicted model, not a curated record. The coding region runs from base 15 to 1121 and encodes 368 amino acids.
UUCAGGCGGCACCCAUGAAAGCCUAUUAUCAAACGAUCCCGCGCGUAUCUGCGGACAGCCUCUCGCGUCCCGGUCGCUGCAGCAUUUUCAAGGCCGACGUUCAACGUUCAGUAGGCUGCGAGCCGCCGGCGGCGCGCCAUGUCCCCGCUAUGACGGCUCCACGACGGACCGACGACAGUGUCGAGUUAUUACCCCUCAAGUCCAUGCUAGUGAACAACAACUACAGGGAAGAUGAAGCAUACUACCCCCCCGCGCCGACCUUCAACCACAACCCCUCCAGUUCCAACCUCUACGACUACACGUUGCUGUCAAAGCGGACACCGGCCUCUAAACGGUUGUUGCGGACUCAGCCGUCACCUGCCCCGCUGCUGACGUUGUGUGGGGCUCCGCCCCCGUCCCGCAAGCGCGAGGAGCUCACAGCGCUCUCCAACCUCAAGAAGAAGGUCGCCCCGGCGCUGCUGCAUCAUGAUCGCAGGACAUCAAGAAACAACAAUAACAACAACAACGACAAAGACGACAACGAACCCGAACAGCUCGACAACAGACCAAAACUUUUACAAAAGGUGCUGCAGUCCAAGCCUGUGAGCAUGGUGGUGCAGUGGAGCGAGGUGCGGACCGCGUGGCAAGACAGCGACUUCAUCACGGAGUGCCUGUGCUGGCACAACGUGUACCGGCAGAGGCACGGCGCGCCGCAGCUCUACAUGGCGCCUGAGCUGUGCGACUACGCGCAAGCCUGGGCCAACCACCUGGCGCACACCAACAAGUUCCACUACCGGAAUGACCGCGACGUGGGGCAGAACCUCUACCAGCGGCCCGUCAGCGACAUACAGCCCGAUGUUACCGGUCAAGAGGUGUCGUCGUACUGGUACGCCGCGGUUCGUCAGUACAGCUUCUUCAAGGAGUCUGACGUUUUGCACGCAAACGUCAACGCAGGUCAUUUCACCCAGAUGGUCUGGGUCGCAACUCGUUUCUUCGGAGUAGGCAAGGCGCGCUCCCGAGCCGGCAAGGUGAUAGUGGUCGCCAACUACUCCCCGCCCGGCAACAACACCGGACAGUUUGAAACCAACGUGCUACCACCCCUCCCCGACAACUUCCCGGACAUACCGCAGCCGGAACAGUGACGACAGUUUUCCAUACGUGGCAGACGGCUGCAGAUCGAUGCCACGUAUAGAAGAUAAGAACUUUCCUUUUCAGAUACAUUCAACAUUCACGAUAACGUUCCGGUGUAACCUCUUAGACUUAAGGGUAAAAACAAAACAGUUGUAAGACCUGUCGUGCUGUAUGGAUCAGAAUGUUGGGCGGUGAAAGGGACGUAUAGUAAACGAAUGCAUGUGAACGAAAUGCGUAUGUUGAGAUGGAUGUGUGGUGUGACAAGAAUAGAUAAAAUAAGGAAUGAGUAUAUAAGAGGAACUCUAAAGGUGACGCCAGUGACAGAAAAAUUGAGGAGUAUAAAGUUAGCUUGGUAUGGACAUGUAAUGCGUAGGGAGGAAAGUCAUAUUACUACAAAAAUGUUGGAUGUGCAAGUGGAAGGACAUAAGAGGAGAGGAAGGCCAAAGAAGAGAUUUGUGGAGAUUGAAAGGUUGGAUUGUGUGAAAGAAGACAUGUGUGUAAAAGGAGUGGAUGAUGAGUUGACGAGUAAUAGAGACGAAUGGAAAAGAUUGACAUAUUUUUCCGACUCCACUUAAAUGGGAUAAGGGUAAGGAGAUGCUGAUUUCAAUAUUUACGAUAAAAUGUUUGCAAUUAUUCAGUUGUACAACGAUUUCAAUUGUGUAUGACAUUUGAUUUGAUAACAUAUAAGCGUUCCGGAGGUUAUAUCGAAUGUACUACUGAUACUGAUAGUAAUAAUAUUAUCAUAAAUCGUGCUUCCACACCUCCUAUGAUCUUCCUAUACGUAUUGCAUUCGGAAUAUUUUGACGGCCUCCGUCGCGCAGUGAUAGGUAUGCGCGGUGGAUUUACAAGACGGAUAUCCUGAGUUCGAUCCCCGGCUGGGCCGAUUGUGGUUUUCUUAAUCGGUUCAGGUCAGGCUGAUGGGAGGUUUGGGCCGUGGCUAGUUACCACCCUACCGACAAAGACGUACCGCCAAGUGAUUUAGCGUUCCGGUACGAUGUCGUCUAGAAACCGAAGGGAGUGUGGAAUUCCAUCCUCCUCCUUACAAAUUAGCCUGCUUCCAUCUUAGAUUGCAUCACCACUUAACAUCAAGUGAGAUUGUAGUCAAGGGCUAACUUGUAAAGAACUUGUAGUAUUGGUUUUUAUAUCGAAUGAUUAAAUCGAAUUAACAUUAACGUCUUCGUAAAACGUGCUUCCACACAUUACCGUUAAGACAAGUUCGAAACAAAAUCAUAGCACAGUUGACAUAGUGAUAGUAGUAUUUUUUAUUCACUGCAGUAUGAUGGUGAUAAAAACAUUAUAGUUACACAAUGAUAGUAUGAGUCUAGUAUGAUAUUAAGUUAAUAAAAUUACCGAGUCCAUACUAUCACACCGAUAUACCGGUUAUCCAGGCAGACAGUAUAAGAUCAUUACUAAGUAUUAUCUACCAACCCACAUAGGUGCAGAAAGUAGACAUAAAUAUGUAUUUCAUUGUACUUACGUAGGAACUACUUACUACUUACCAAAAAUAGGUACCAAGCUGUAGGAAAAAUGACGUUUCAUUACAAAUUGUGUGUACCUACAAGUAACUACCAUGUCAAGGCUAGAUAUAUUGAUAAAGCAAAGAAUAUAUUGAAUCCAUGACUUUAAGGGGAGAUAUUACAGAAAUGAGCGUACAUAGUACAAUCAAAUGCAAUAAUUAUGAUAAUAUCAUAAAGGAUCGUAUAAUAAAGGACUACGUUGAUAAAUUAUAGAAUUUAGCAAUAAAUUGAUAACAUUGGGUAAUAGACCUAUUGAAAAUAUAAUAUUUACGUUGUAUUAACAGGGUUAUAUCAUAAAUAUAAUCGUUGUUAUCAUUUGGUUGAUAUUCAAAAUAUCAUUCAGGUUGUUAAAUAUUAGAAUAAUAUUAUAUACUGUUUUAUUUACGAGUACAGUUGUUUGUAAAGUAAAUAGUUGGUGAACGUAAAUAAAAUAAAUUUAAAAGAUUAUUACAUAAAAAUAUUACUUAAUUUAUUGUUUAUGGUUAAUGCAAUAACUUAAAUAUUCCAAUACCAAGGUUCUAAUGUAGGUUAGAAUUAGGUAUUGUUAGGUAGGUAAUUCAUUUGAGAAAUUAUUCUCAACUGCCGAUUAUAUUAAACUGUUCCUAUAGUUUAAACGAGCAUAGUAAUACUUGUACUAUUAUGUUAACCACAGAACAUUGAACAUAUAACAUAAUAUUAAAAGCCAGCCACGACCAUGAUUAGUCGUUGGCUGUGGUCGCAAAAUCUACGUUUGGACUACGACCACGACAACUACUGGAAAACUAGUAGGUUGUGGUGGUUAAACACGUUACACUGGCUCAAUCACUCGACGCGCGGAGCCAUUAAACCGAAAAGAAGAAGAAGACCCAAGGUGGACCUAAUCACUACUAUAAACUUAAACUUGAAUAAAAUAGAGGUUUAAAUCCUAAUCCUUGUUUAUAAAUAUGACUACUAAUGUUUGACUAAACGGUUCUUACCAAUGAUGACAAGUGCUAAGCUCGUGAACUAUUUGAAUAGUAAAGUCCGUCGCUUCACGCAUAGUUGUACCUAGUUUAUAGUAUAGAUAGUAUUUAGAAAUAACGGUUGUUUUGCCUGAGCUUAUAUUGAUAAAGGUUUUGCUACAUAUUAUGUAACCAUUAUAAUAAUAUACGCACAUUUUUAAAAUAAAUACAUACAUCGAUAUAAACCUGCCAUUGUCCAAAAAAAUGUAGAUAUAUAGAAAUAUUAAUACAUUGUUGUCUACAUUUGAUAAAUCCUAAAAACAGAUUUCAGGGGUCCUAAAUAUUUAAAUGUAAAAUAGCAAGGAUAUAAUUGUUAUUGUUUAUUAAUUUAUUAAUAAACAAUAACAAUUAUAUUUAGUGACACUUAUAGGAAUAAUAAAUCUAUGAUGAUCUAUUAGUAAUACGGCUUAAGAUAUAUAUACCCGCAUCUGUUAUUUAAUUGGGAUAAGAAAUAAAUGAUAGGAAAUAUUUAAUUUGACACAUUGCACAUAGGUUGCCUAGAUAAAUUGCGACCGAUAUUUUUUUUUAAUUUAUUUAAUCCCCUCUCUCAUUGGUUAAUUUAAAAAAUCUAACACUAGUUAGUAGAAUAUACCCAAAAGAAUUGAAAAAGUUACGGUUGCCUGCUUUCACACUGCAACUUUGGGGCUGCCAGAUAUACAUAAACAGUUAAAGUAUAUACCUAACCUCAUCAGUUAUUUAGUCAAAUUAUUAAAUUAUGUCAAAUUAAAGCUUACUCUAUGCUUAAUUUAACUGUAUUACGUUGCCUUUGAUCUAGUUCAGAGUUUCCUAGAUUUUGUAUGAAAAAUGUGUUUGGCCACAAUUUAACUGGCAUUGUGCCUAUUUGCAUUGUGUUAUCCAUUCUGACCAUUAUCUAUCAUUUAUUUCAUAGCACUAAUGAAUAACAGAUGAGGUUGGAGUACAAAUUCUUUGGAUGAGGGUAUAUAUUUAUAAUGCUGGAACUUAGACCAUUUAUUUCCCUUUUAAUUUUUAAAUACCCAAACUUUCUAUCAAGCCUCACUUAAAAAGCCAUCAAUUUGUCUGAUUUAUUUUUGAUGCAAAAUAAGAAAUGUGUAUGUUGUAGUGUACUUAUGGUAUCUAGUCUAUGAUUUUUAGUCCGUAAUCGCUAUCUAGGCAGAACUUGUAAGAAAAAAACAUUAUCAUACGCUCUUCCCUAAACUUGCCUCGUCUUCCUCUAAGGUUGGUGUUAGAAUCUACACUUGUUAAAUUUGUAAUGCAAUACUUGAGCUUUCUAUGUCGUAAGUUUUGAUAAACUUAGUAAAAACUCCUUUCAUUUAAACAGGAUUAGGUACUACGUAUAGACUAGCCUCAGUUGAAAGGCGCUAGGCCGUAGCAACCUGAGGUUUUGUAAAAAAAAAACAUAUUUUGUUGUUUGGUCAGAUAAUAAUGAAAGGUGUUCCACUUUUGAAUUUAAUUCUUAGACUAUAUAACAUUUGAAAUGUUAAAUAAAUGCUAUAGAAUAGUAUAAGGCUAUAGGUUAAUUAUCUAGAUACGAGUACUUAGAUAGGUACCUACUAUAGCUAAAUACCUAUGCUUUUUCCGUUGUUGAUAUCAAAGAAAAUUCCAAGAAAUAAUUCAAUUUAUACUUAGUUGGAUAAUUCAAUAUUAUGUAGGUACCUAUAGUAACAACUCUAAGUAGAUUAACAUAUUAAUCAUAAGCUUAUGAACCAUGAGAGAAAUUUUAAUUUAUAAUUAGAUUUAAACUAGCUUUAUAAAAUAGCUCAUGACAUCGAAUAGGUAGGUAUUUUAUGAUAGGCAAGUUGAUGCUUACUAGGUCAGUAAGUAGGCGUUAAAUAAAAUUCAAGAAAUUCUGUCACUUAACAUUUUGCAUUUCUACAAAUAUUUCUCAAAUAAUUUUUAAUUAAUUGCAAAAGUGUAAGCUAUAUCUGUAAGAGUUUGAACACGCUUAUUCUUAUUGCUGAAUAACCAACUUAUAGACUAAUCUGCUCAAUAGAUUUAUUUUUAUUUUUUUCUUUAUCCACUGUUUUUGAAAUAAUAUUAAUUGUAUAAAAGUUGAUUGAAAGAACUGUGCCAAUUUGUAUAUAUAUAAUAUCUUAUGCAGAGGGCCUUUAUAGUUUAUUUACUAAAGUUUUAUAUUUACUGGGACUUUCAUAUUUUGAAAUACAUAUUAGGACUGCAUUUUAUUUGCUGCAUUAUUAAUAUUAAAAAUAUACUUUGGGUACUACUAAUCCAUAAUUAAUAAUUAAUUGAAUUAACUGGAAUUUUUGAAGAGUAAGUUAGCCUAAAACAAUUUUAUAGACCUAAGCCUAUUUGUUUUUAAUAAAAUUUGCUUAUAAAAAAAUAUUGAUUAAUGUAUACAAUAUUUUAUAAAGUAUAGCACAGUGGUGUAACUAUAACAUCAAAUUUAGAUAACCAGGCGAGAAAGGUGACUAAAAGAAGUGUUAUCCAGAAUAAAUUCACAUGGCUAAGUAGCGUUUUUUUUAGUUUACCUUUCCCACCUGGUAGCUGCCCAGGUGUCACAGAGCAAGUCUCCACAAACAUGCUGAUAUUCAAAGCACACAAGACGCUACUGAAAACCUAAGGUUCUAUCUUUGUGAUAUAAGACGUCAGAUAGCUCUGGGAACUUGGUCUGAAAGUUCCAUGGUAUAUUAUGAAUUUAUUUAUUUAUUGAAUAGGGCCCCAGAAAAAUGGUCACACUGUUACUUUUUGAAUUGUUAAAAUACUUCUAACAUCUCGAGCGGGGGACCUAGUCACUGAUUUUCAGAUCACUUAGACAUUUUAAAAAUAAAAAAAAUAAUUAUAGCCAAUCCGCAAGUAGGUUUGGCUUCAUUUCUUUCUUUCUUUUCUUUUUCUUUUUUCAAAAAGAAUAUUUGCCAUAUCUUUUUAUAAUAUGACCAAUAUUCCCAUUCCCCUCCAACUAGUGGGAAAGACUGUGGUAGGAGUGGGUACAUCAAUAGACCAACAGGGCGAGGAUCGACCCCCCACCCCUCGAUGAUGAAUCUCACCACUCUUACCGUUGAGCUAUUGAGGCUUCUUAUUAGGCUUCAGAUGUAAUGGUGGAACAUUAUCACUACAGACACAAACAGUCAGUUUUACAUCUCAAGCACUUAAUCGUAUUUUCUGUGCUUUUAUUUACAAAGCUUGACUUUUCUUGAAAAAAUCAUCUCUCUAAAAGAAAUGCUUGUCUAUUCUUUCUUUCAAAGUUUGGCUAAACAAAUGGUUGUUAUAGUAUAGUCAUACAAAAUCAGAGAGAAAAAUGUUAUUUGUAUUUAGCUAUAUUAAAUUAUUAUUAUUAUUAAUUAAUCAAUGGCUGUGAAUUGUUAAUUGUUAUACCUAGAUAUGUGGCUUGGCAAUAUUUUAGUUAAAUAAAACAUUCAAAUUAA